Suillus clintonianus is the source of this 2078-nucleotide messenger RNA. Its product is annotated as transcription factor Opi1-domain-containing protein. Gene Ontology annotation, molecular function: transcription corepressor activity. The transcript has 7 exons. The record is from RefSeq and is a predicted model, not a curated record. Gene Ontology annotation, cellular component: endoplasmic reticulum; nucleus. NCBI's taxonomy places the organism in Eukaryota, Fungi, Basidiomycota, Agaricomycetes, Boletales, Suillaceae. Bases 72 to 1889 code for a protein of 605 amino acids. Gene Ontology annotation, biological process: phospholipid biosynthetic process; regulation of transcription by RNA polymerase II; endoplasmic reticulum unfolded protein response.
UGCAAAGGGUCUCUUCCCUGGUCUCUUCGCUUUUCCUGAACAAUAUUCCAUCGUCAACAUCGCCCUCGACGAUGUGCGAGAAGUCUUCACCGCCUUCUUCAACUGUAACAAGACAUAUGUCAUUUCAAGACGAGGAUGAGAGUGUACGCAUAGCCGUGAGCGCGCUAGGCGAUAUGAGGAAUGGUGCCAGAGCUUCUGGAAGCAAUGGCCACACUCCUGCAUCAGCAUCAAGCGCGCUAUGCCAUUAUUCCCCAUCUCCCUCUCUGCCGGCAGAUAUGACCUCUCCGGACUUUGUGGCCAGAGUGUCAAAUUUUCCGCUUUUCAACACUGCUCUGCGGGCGUAUGAGCAUGGUAAAGCCAGUUCGCGCGUCGUCAAGUAUGGUGCUGAGAUGAUGGAGUCAUCAGUGAAGACCAUAUCCCGCCCUGUCAUUGACAGACUACCGGUUGAUGUCAAUCAGCUAGAUGAGUUUGCCUGCAGGCAACUCGACAAGCUUGGCAAAUAUCGUCGUCCAUCAAGUGCUGACCUUGACCGAAUGCAAAUCGACGAGGCAUCCCGAGAAGGAAUCAUCGGGGAAGGGCAGACUAGUCUGGAUUAUUUCAGUUCGCGACAAGCACACGAAGGCACAGACCCACAAUCAUCCAGUAGUCCUUCCCCUCAUCCUCCGGCUUCAAACGAUAACAAGACUCCGGUCCUACAAAAUCAAAUUGCCGAACCUCCUGACUUUCAAGGUCAACAAGCAGUUGUCCAAAGGAGCCGCUGGCAAGCUGUCCUCCUAGAAGCAGGAGGGAUCAGUGCUGCCGUAAGCGAAGAAAGUAUGCGGCGUCUCAAAUACUGUCUUCAAUGGCUCCAGUACGCCACAUUGCAUAUUGAUGCACAGAUCCUCAUUCUCAGAGAUUUUAUCGAAUCCUUGCAUCCAUCGGACCCUUCAUCAGGCACCGAUACCCUUAUCUCACCCACACAUAUGCGAACAUUAACCGACGUUCGUCGUGAUAUCGUGCAAACCAUCCGUCAAGUGGUCGAUAUCGUAAGCAAGUAUGCCGGCAGCGCUCUCCCGGAGCCUGCGAGGUCACGUGUCAGGGGCUUUAUCUUGCAUCUACCUCAGCGCUGGGCAAGUGCAAGUGUCAAUCCAGUUUCUGGUAUGGCAGAUGGCGCCCCAGGUGCUAGUUCAGCCGUUGGCGCUGCUGCUGGCAGCGCUGGAUCUGGGAGACGUGCACGGACCACUAGACACCACAAGGAACGCAGCGCUGGUGGCCCCGAUCGCUCCCAAGCAUGUACACCUGUAUCCUCUCGUGCAUCAUCGCCUUUGGCCUCCACACGCGUAGGCUUACGGCCAACAACUAGUGCUGCUACCCAGGCUGCGCAGCGUGUUUUGGCGCUCGCCACAGAAAGUCUGGACAUGAUGCGUGGGGUUACUGGUGUCGUCAAAGACAGUCUGGACCGUGCUGAUGCUUGGGUUGAGCGUUUGCGCGUUGUUGGUUUACAGCGCCAGCAGUCCAAUGAUGAUGAUGAUGAUGCAGAGUCCUUUGAUCCUGCCUCCUUCACACAACAUCGAAGGCAGAAUUCUAUUCCAGGUCUUUCAUCUACUCCCUCAACACCAUUCUCUUCUAUACCCUCCACGCCUGCGGCUAAUUAUUCUGUACCAACAACGCCAGGCGCUUAUUCAUCUGAUGCCCUUGGAAUGGGCCUCCGGUUAGGCGAGGCGAGCGCUCGAACGUCAUUGAGCGAGCUCCAACUCGAUGGAGAGACAUACGAAACGGCACGCAGCCACGGUGUGCCAAAAGACUUAUGCGAAGGAGAGCCGCAACGACGAAAGCCUGAUCGUAUAUGGGAGAGGCAGAGCCCCGACAAUGCGACAUCAGGCAAAAAUGGAAUGGUAGUGGACGAUUAGUAUGAAGAUCAGUAUAGCGGUACCACGUCUUGUUUCCUACUCCCCGAUCGUUUCUAUAUCCAUGAACUCUAUACGGAGUAGCUCGAUUAUUUAAUUACGCGCUUGCCCAAGUGCUGGCUGGAUCUCUAAUCGUCUUGUAUACGUGAUAUGUAUUACUUACUCUAAUUUAUCACAAACUUCAACACCCAA